CGCGCUCACCGCUGCUCUUCAGUCGUGAACGAUCAUGGCUGCGAGGGCGCGAGCGCUUCGCCUGUUCCUGCUUCUGUGCUUCCUGCACACCUGCACGUCAGAGAAAGCAGAAGACCGAGGCUUCCCCAGCACGGACACCUCCGGCGGGGUGUUGGUCGGCUCCGUGGCCAAGCAGGUCCUGACCAGCCGCCUCACCACCGUCUUCCUCCCCAUCGUCUACAUCGUGGUGUUCGCCGUGGGGCUGCCCACCAACGCCCUCGCCAUCUGGGUGUUCCUCUUCCGGACCAAGAAGAAGCACCCGUCCUCCAUCUACAUGGCCAACCUGGCGCUGACCGACCUGCUCUUCGUCAUCUGGGUCCCGCUGAAGAUCUCGUACCACCUCAACGGCAACGACUGGACGUACGGCGAGGGGCUGUGCAAAGUGAUGGUGGCCUUCUUCUACGGCAACAUGUACUGCUCCAUCCUCUUCAUCACCUGCAUCAGCGUGCAGCGCUACUGGGCCGUGGUGCACCCGCUGUCGCGCCCCCAGAGGGAGAACGCCGUGGCCGUGGGCGUCUGCGUGGCCGUGUGGGCGGCGGUCUGGCUCGUCACCGUGCCCCUCUUCCUGUACGACCAGGAAGUCCGCGUGGUCAACCUCAACAUCCGCACGUGCCACGACGUCACCCGGCACAGCCAGCGGAAGAUGGCGGCGGGCUACUUCCUCACCAUGGGGACCGUGGGCUUCGUGCUGCCCAGCGUCGUGUGCCUCGUCUCCUGCGUGCUCAUGCUCAAGGCGCUCCGCAGCAGCAUGUCGGACCCCGCCAUCGCCAAGAAGCGGCGGAAGGCGGUGGUGCUGAUCGUCACCGUGCUGGUGAUGUUCCUGGUGUGCUUCACGCCGAGCAACGUCAUGCUGCUGGUGCACUACACGCUGCUGCUGGGCAACGCGGACAACAACCUGUACGGCUUCUACGUGUCGGCGCUGUGCGUGGCGAGCCUCAACAGCUGCCUGGACCCGUUCGUUUACUACUUCAUCUCGGAGGAAUUCCGGGAUCACGUGAAGAACACGUUCCUCUGCAGGAGCGAGAGGACGGUGGAGAGGAUGAGGGUCUCCUUCAGCGCCCUCAAGUUCUCCAAGAAGGCCAACGCGUACGCGCCCGACUCGGGGAACACGCAGAGCACCGAGUGCUGACGCCGCGUCGCCAAAGGAAGAUGAAAUCUCCUCGCUUAUGGAUUUUUUUUAUUGUGACUUCCUGUGAGGAAACUGCUUCAAAGGGCUUAAGCUGUCUAAGUUACUGUUGUAAAUGCCUCUCCUUCUUUUUUUGGACGAUGCAACUGAUAUUUAAUGCUCGUUUCAGUCGUCUGAAGUUUUAUUAGAUUUAUUUAGGAGGUCUUUUUUUUAUGGAUUUGAACUUUAUGUCCAAGCUGUCAUUUUUAUUGGGAACAAUAUACUUUAUUGAAGCGCCAGAAGGUUUUUAUCAGCAUGUUGUGUGAUGCAAGCGUAACAUGUGUUGACCUCUUGUAUGUGUGUUUUUAACUUGAUCAUUUGAAAGUUGUCAAUAAAUGUAAAUGUAGAACCUGCCGAUCUUUAAAAGUCUCAAAGCGUUUUGUUUGCAUGAAUAAUUCUAGGAUAUACAGGACUGUCUCAGAAAAUUAGAAUAUUGUGAUAAAGUUCUUUAUUUUCUGUAAUGCAAUUAAAAAAACAAAUGUCAUGCAUUCUGGAUUCAUUACAAAUCAACUGAAAUAUUGCAAGCCUUUUAUUCUUUUAAUAUUGCUGAUUAUGGCUUACAGCUUAAGAAAACUCUAAAAUCCUAUCUCAUAAAAUUUGAAUAUUUCCUCAGACCAAGUAAAAAAAAAGAUUUAUAACAGCAAAACAAAAUCAAACAUUUGAAAAUGUGUUUCCAGGUGUUUCGAGUUAAUUAGACAAUUCAAGUGAUUUGUUUAAUACCCUACUAGUAUACUUUUUCAUGAUAUUCUAAUAUUUAGAAAUAGGAUAUUUGAGUUUUCUUAAGCUGUAAGCCAUAAUCAGCAAUAUUAAAAGAAUAAAAGGCUUGCAAUAUUUCAGUUGAUUUGUAAUGAAUCCAGAAUGCAUGAUAUUUUUGUUUUUUAAAUUGCAUUACAGAAAAUAAAGAACUUUAUCACAAUAUUCUAAUUUUCUGAGACAGUCCUGUAUAUAUAUCAUAUUUACCUGCUGGUUUUUAUCAUAAUUUGGUCCCCUGCUAUUAUUCUGAAACUACCAUUAAUUUUCAUUAAAUGGUAUUGAAAGGGUCUUAAAAGUCUUAAUUAAACUUUGGUUUUUUAAAACAUUUUCUCUUAGGUUAGAAAGGUCAAGCCGUCUUUAUUUUCAAAACAAUCCUCACAUAUUUAAUUUAUCAUAUGCUAGUUUGUUUUUAUUCUUCUAUGCCAUUAGACCCUAAUAAUGCAGACUUGCAUGACGUCUCUUUCUCUCAAUACGAAGCGUCUCUAGGCUUUAUGGCAUUUCUUUGGUGAAUUAAAUCACAAUUGCUGUAUUUGUUUGGGAUUUAUUGAAAUUGACAUAGAAAGCA
This is a messenger RNA of Pseudoliparis swirei, 2522 nucleotides long. It is a transcript of the gene f2rl1.1, whose product is annotated as coagulation factor II (thrombin) receptor-like 1, tandem duplicate 1. The record is from RefSeq and is a predicted model, not a curated record. The coding region runs from base 35 to 1168 and encodes 377 amino acids. Gene Ontology annotation, biological process: blood coagulation; thrombin-activated receptor signaling pathway; phospholipase C-activating G protein-coupled receptor signaling pathway. Gene Ontology annotation, cellular component: membrane. Lineage: Eukaryota; Metazoa; Chordata; Actinopteri; Perciformes; Liparidae. The transcript has 2 exons. Gene Ontology annotation, molecular function: thrombin-activated receptor activity.